AGCUUAAUCCAUCUCCUACAACACUUUAACACAUAAUCCCAAUUAGCCACACUCAUAUUGUAAAGUGUCUUUGCAUUCAUAAAAUGAGACACCUAUUUGAGUACUGUAUCACCCUCAUCACAUCCUUCAUAAAGUGGAAGUGAAACCGAGGACAGGGAAACCACGGGAAGUGACGAGUUAGAAAGCUAGCUAUUUCGAGAUUGAUUUAGAUUCUAGAGAUCGUGAUCUUGUAAGCGAAAGUGUAUUUGGAGAUUUUAUGAUAUCAGAGAGAUUUUAAAGAUUUGAUCUUCAGAUUUUGAUGGUAUCAGAGCGUGAUAUAAUAAGUUUUGAGCCUUGUGCAUUUGUGGGACCCGUCCCACGAGUGUACGGCGUCUGCCACGUCCUCGGAUUUGGGUUCUGGGGCGUGACAGAUUUAGUGAGAUCUUUUGUUAUUGAUCAUGUUGGUCUCUACAGCAUAGCUGGUUGAGAAUUUGUUCUGUUUGUCACAUGACCAGUGGAGGAUGGGUAAACCCUCUACUUUGUAAGAGAUUCCAGGCUAUUUUAGCAAAUGUUGUGUGUUUUCUAGCCGCGUCUUAGGAGCUGGAUAACUUGGUAAUUCCGUUGCUCCUUAUCUUCUGAAAGUCUUAUAGUGAAAUUUCACUUUUCCAUUUGGAGCUUCGUGGUCUUUUCAUGUGGCUCAUUUUUCUGUAUUGGUUAAUCAAGAGCAGUGAUCAUUCAAUUGAAAUUGUCAUAUUUUUGUGAAGAUUGGCAAGUUAUCAUAAAAUUAAACUCUCUAUUGUUGCCAAUCUCUACAUUCUUGAUAUCUGGAAAUUGCUUGAAACUCUUGAAAUCCAUCUUGAAUCUUUCUUGAUAUUGCUUUGUACUUGUUCUUGAAACUGAAAUCCGGAAAUGGAUAAUGAUUAUUGGAAUCCUCAUUAUCUGGAUACUUGUUUGAAAUUAAUUCUUGCAUUGUUUUUGGAAUCUAGUUUGAAUUGUCCUUGAAAACCAUUCUUGUCUUGACUCUUGCUCUUGCUCAAAUUCGGUAUACUGCUCUUGCUGAAAUCCUGCAUGUUCUGUUAGUUCUUGUUGCAGUAUACCUGUUGAUCUUCUUGAUUCUUGGUUUUUGUUCAUAUGGACACCUCUUUAGGAGGGGUGACGAAAUACCUAUAUGAGGCAUCCUAAUUCCUGUCUCUUGCAAGUGUUAAUCUCGGUAUCCUUGAUGUCGUAGCUUUGACUUGACUCUAAGAUGUCUAGGAUGACUUGAUUGUAAAUCUACUUAGCCUCCAUGAGCUACGAGGUAAAGGGGUAAUCUUUGAAGUACUUGACACCCUAGAGUUUUGUUCCAAGUGAAAUGGUUCUUUGAUCUGGCUGCUUGGAUUUUUGUUUGCCCUUUUAAUUGGAAGACAUGAAUCUUCUAAGCAUCUUGAUCCCAGUCAUUGCUUUGUUCUGUAAAUUAAUUCGUGUUACUUAG
Molecule: messenger RNA, 1450 nt
Organism: Rubroshorea leprosula
Lineage: Eukaryota; Viridiplantae; Streptophyta; Magnoliopsida; Malvales; Dipterocarpaceae
Source: the annotation of a GenBank genome assembly